AUGGCAGAUCCAGCUGUAGUAUUGGCGAAGAAGGCGAAGAUCGAGGAAGCGGAAAUAAAAGACGGCUGUGUUGGUUAUGAUAUCGAUGCAUAUUUUGAAAAAUUCAGACCAGAUAAAAGUAGUCGGUGUACUUGGACGAAAGAUUCAUGCGCUAAAGAUAAUCCUCAUAUUCACAAUGAAAAUGUAAAUAAUAAAAAUGAAAUUUUACCAAACAUAUUGCACGCCAUUGGCAAUACACCUUUGGUGAAGUUGAACCGAAUACCUCAAGCAGAGGGCAUUGAAUGCGAGAUUUUGGCAAAAUGUGAAUUUUUGAAUCCUGGUGGCAGUACUAAGGAUAGAAUUGGAUGGAAAAUGGUUGAAGAUGCUGAACGUCAAGGAUUGCUAAAACCUGGAAUUACAAUAAUUGAACCAUCAUCAGGAAAUACUGGAAUUGGAUUAGCCAUGGCUGCUUCGGUUAAGGGUUAUGGGUGCAUGGUAGUAAUGCCAAUGAAAAUGUCUCGUGAGAAGGUAGAUGCUCUACGAUUGCUGGGUGCAAAAAUUAUACGUACACCUACAACAGCUGCUUUUAAUGAAUUGGAUGGUUUGAUACGUGUAGCACAUAAGUUACAUUUGAAAGAUCCAGAAAAUACCAUAAUACUUGAUCAGUAUCGUAACAAAUAUAAUCCACUGGCACAUUUUGAUGGGACUGGCCAAGAAAUAUUGGAUCAAACAAAUUAUAAAGUAGAUGCAGUAGUGGCUGGUACUGGUACAGGUGGCACAAUCACAGGCAUUGGCAGGAAGUUGAAACAAGAACUUGGAGAUAAAUGUCGCAUAAUAGCAGCUGAUCCUUAUGGUAGCAUCUUAUCACUGCCUGAAAGUCUUAACGAAACGGAUAUACAGCUGUAUGAUGUAGAAGGCAUUGGCUAUGAUUUUGUGCCAACAGUGUUGGAUAGAUCAGUUGUAGAUGAAUGGAUUAAGACUGAUGAUAAACACUCUUUUCCCAUGGCUAGAAGAUUGGCACGCGAAGAAGGAUUAUUGUGUGGUGGAAGCAGUGGUUCAGCAAUGUAUGUUGCUCUUCAAGUAGCCAAGACUAUGAAGAAAGGUCAAAGACUAGUUGUUAUAUUGCCUGACGGCAUACGAAAUUACAUGUCCAAGUUUGUUCAAGACGAAUGGAUGCGUGAAAAAGGACAUGACCUUGUUGAAGAUGAGCAGCAAUUGUCUAAGAAAAAUUAA
This is a messenger RNA of Macrosiphum euphorbiae (potato aphid), 1212 nucleotides long. Lineage: Eukaryota; Metazoa; Arthropoda; Insecta; Hemiptera; Aphididae. The record is from the annotation of a GenBank genome assembly.